This is a messenger RNA of Mucor mucedo, 582 nucleotides long. RefSeq lists its product as uncharacterized. The record is from RefSeq and is a predicted model, not a curated record. Lineage: Eukaryota; Fungi; Mucoromycota; Mucoromycetes; Mucorales; Mucoraceae. Bases 1 to 582 code for a protein of 193 amino acids. The transcript has 3 exons.
AUGGCCUCGCCAAUUGAGGAGAGACCAAUGGCUGUGCCAAGAAAAAGAAUGGCCAAAGAAAACCAUGAGGGUAGCUCUUCUGCCAAGAAAGGCAAAUCGUAUGCCUCAAACCCAUACAUUGAUGACGAGGCCUCGUGUCAAAAUGACACUGAAGAAUCCAAUACAAUCAGUGUCGUCGAACCAGUAGAGGUUCCUACCACCCCUUCCAAGGAGGCGGAUGCUAUCAUUACCCCAACUGUCGCAAUUCGACAAAACAUGUCGAUUCUAAGCGCUCCACUCCGACUCAAGGCAAUCAGAACUUACGAUGUCUUGGGAAAGUGCAUCCAAUACGUCGGAUGUUAUCACUUUUUUUGUUUCUUGGCAGAAUCGAAAUUACAAGGCCAAGGAACACAUAAAAAACACAUGCAAGCAAUCAAAGACGGUCAAUCCAUUAAAUACCAGACCAGACUUUUAAAAGCUGCCGGUAAAAGACACAAUGUGUUACUUAAGGACUUUAAGUACGGCGCUCUUGCCAUUGUAAUUCCUAACUCCGUUGCAGCCUUUGAGCGAUGGAGCUGGGAAAAAUUCCCAAACAUUCAUUAG